AUGGAUAUGCAACUUACACCUGUGUCAUCAGAGGAGGCCAUCUUCGAAUGGUCAGAUCAUUCAACUAGCCCAGAUCGAGACGACGUCGAAGAAAUCAUACGACAAACACAGGGAGUAUACCCAAACAUUCCUAGGCGACCAAGAGUGAUCCGAGCACCAACUCGUCGACGAGUUCGAAUUGACGAAUCUUGUGGUGAUUAUUCGAGUGUCAACUUUCAACAUUAUAAAUUUGGGAGAAUUGAAAUGAGAGCUGGCAGUAUGGAUGGUUCAGAUGGUUCAAACUCCUCCGCAAUUACGGUUAUGACUUCGGCGACCUCAUCGUGCGGUGAUCCUUGGAGCGCAGGGGGAUUUGUAGAGGAGGAGCAAGAUGGCCAUGAACAUAACGGAUCGGUGGAAGGUAGUUGGGAUGGAGAACACAUACAUGAACACGAUCAUGAUCAUGAUCAAGAUCACGAUUUUGAUAUGUUGUUGGAACCAAAAUUGGAGCCUUUGGAUGAUGAGGUAAACUUGGAGUCGGUCGCUCCGCGCACAUCUUCGACACUACCCUCGCCUGCGCAACCGAAACGACCCCGUGGUCGCCCGCGUAAAAAUCCCGUACAAACUAUCGAGCCAUUGCACAAGAUUGCGAAAGGAAGAUCAAAGACUGGUUGUGUAACAUGUAGGAGAAGAAAGAAGAAGUGUGAUGAAGCCAAACCUAGGUGUAUGAAUUGCGAAAAGAAUGCAGUCGUUUGUGAAGGCUAUCCAGAAAAACAAGUCUGGAAGAGUGGGAAGGAAAAGGCUGAAGAAGGGUCAGCUUGCCCAAUAUAA
This is a messenger RNA of Sclerotinia sclerotiorum 1980 UF-70, 807 nucleotides long. RefSeq lists its product as hypothetical. The transcript is spliced from 3 exons. Gene Ontology annotation, biological process: positive regulation of transcription by RNA polymerase II. Gene Ontology annotation, cellular component: nucleus. The record is from RefSeq and is a predicted model, not a curated record. The coding region runs from base 1 to 807 and encodes 268 amino acids. Gene Ontology annotation, molecular function: DNA-binding transcription factor activity, RNA polymerase II-specific; zinc ion binding; transcription cis-regulatory region binding. NCBI's taxonomy places the organism in Eukaryota, Fungi, Ascomycota, Leotiomycetes, Helotiales, Sclerotiniaceae.